AUGGACUUUCCAGGAGGGUCCAUCACCAACAUACGCGUCAUUGAUGGAUUCUCCCAAAUUUAUUGGAGAAUUUACACAGAGGAACCUAAUAGCGCCAAUACCCCGGGCGAGUCCCCGGCUAAUGGCUACACCAUCCUUAAACAUCUCAGUCGCCUCAAGGAUCUUGAGCUCCAAAUCAGGGACCGGGAUUGCUUGGUUUCAAGCUACCCCAGGCGGCUUUGCUUAUGGGUCUUUUCUGCUACUCCUGGCUUUGAGAGCCUGCUACCCUUGUCCGCGAACGAAGCUAAAGAUGACUCAAGCAGACUUGCCAUCGGCUCGGCUACCAUGAAAGCAUCCUCCUCGGGCAAUGUUUCUUCAUUGGAUUUAGUCAAGAAUCUCUCAACAGAGCCUCAGAAUGCGCCGGGCACAACCGGACCGCAGAGACAAAAUGCUCUUACACCCUACGCUACGAUUUAUGCAUCAUUCAUUUCGGCCGUCAGUGGGGCAGUGAGCCUCCAACUGGUCCGGCAACGCAACGCGAUCCCACUUGGAUCGCGUACUCUCUUCACUGCUGUUGAAAGAGAUUCCUACGACUGUUUUGUCAAAAACGACCCUCUUUCAGCUUCGUCCUUGAUCACGCUUCAGAUUCAACUGACAUCUGUCGGGAAGCUGACAGUAGCUUUACAGACAGUAUCGCAGGCUGGCCUGAGGCGGUUACUCGCGCCUGAAGAUGACCCAGCAGGCAUCCAUGAUAUCCCACCGGGCACUGACCUCUGGCUCUCUCCUAGUGGGUCUAUUUCCAGACUCGUCGCCGCUAAUCUGUCACGACUGAACGCAGCAUCCCCGUAUCCAUCUAGUGCUGGAGGCCCAGGGAAUGACAAGUCCAGCAUGGCAACCCGCAAACAGUGGAAGGUCAAUGUGCUAUGGUGGCUUGCCAAUUUUGGUCUUCCAGUGGAUGAGAUUGACGAGGAAGCCUGGGUUGAAGUUGAAGUUUGGGAGCCAUUUUACUCUAGACUCGCUGGGGAGAUAGGGCGGUCGAACGAUGAAAGCUCGUCGACGCUUCCCCUGAAGCGGAUCCUUUGGCCAGCUAUUUACUGCUUCAAGAGGACAAAGUCAGCAUCUUCAGAUUCCUAUGGCGAAUUGGAUAGCGUUGGUCCUGUUCUUGGUGAUCCACUAGACUUUGCAGAGAAAUGGCGCGUAACAGAGAAGCCCACCUUUAUCGAGGCGAGCCCUAAGCCUUCGUCUGUCCAUCAAGAACCGCAGGCCAGGGACCAGGACGCAUUAUCACCCGACAUGCCUAACUUACCUGAAGGCAUUGAAAGCCUUUCUCGAGCAUCGCAGUAUCCUGAGCUUCAGACCGCUAGCCUUGUAUACCCAACGCCGCCUGAUGGAGCCGCCGCAACCGGAUUAAAUCCGACAGUGCCUUCCGAUGUUUUCCCGGAUGAUCUUGAACAAGGCUCGAGCUUCAUGCAGUCGAGCAGACAAAACUAUCACGGCCAACUCAAUAAAGAUCGGACGGGAGCGGAGGUGAUAAGCUUCGGUCCAUCGGCAGGGCUCGUGGUUGGAUCCGGUCUAUACGAUACAAACGACGAUGACGAUUUGUUCGGAGACAUCAAUGAGAGGGAUUUUGGGUCUAAAGGUCUCACCGAUGCUGAUUUCAGCUUCUUCGACGACCCAGACUUCGACCAUGUCGGUGGAGGUGGAGGUGAACAAGAGGAUCCAAUCCAUGCGAUGUCCGAUUUCAUGGAUACAGAUGAGCCUGAAUUGCAACCAACCGUGGAUGAGCAAGCUUCGCCUGAACAAACACCAGCAAUGGAUAUCGAUAGUUCCCGGAUAAGUCCCGUGGUUGAAGCAGCAGACCUCCAACAAGAAAAGGCUGUCCCUGAGGCUAAGACACCAGUAUCCUCACCUCGGGAUGGCAAACCACGAACGAUAAGCCCCCCAUUGAGUCCAGUAGAGGUCAAGAAAAUCCUUUUUCCAGAGCCGCAUAUAGGAAGUCAGCACCUGGUUAAACAGGGGCAAAUGCCAGGCUAUUACAACGCGGUCGCUUUCAAGCAGAACAUGUCCCUUUGGGACCGGAAAUACAGUGCAGAAGGGAAGUUCGGUUUCACCUUUCGAGGAAGGGAGGGCCCUAAAGGCGCAGAUGCGGCCACGAGCGAUAUCCCAACCAUCGGCCUUCCGCGUCGCAGUGGAAAGCUCAAGAGCAGCACAUCGAAAGAACCGGACAGCCAGGCGUCCCCCACUAGUGGCAUGCAAGCAUCCUCAUCGGAUACGGAUUCAAGCAGCGAUGCGAGCGUCGAAAGUGACGAGAGUGGCUCCGAGAGUGGCCUAUCACCGGCCACAUCUUCCACCCGGAAAAGAAAACGCACGCGCUCCAACUCUGGGACCUCAUUAGCAUUAUCCCAGGACAAGGCUUUCGUAAGAGCUGACCAAGAGACCACACCCCAAAGACCGGAAGAUUCGGUCUUCCUAGGGAACUUUCUUUCGACCUUCUCCGACUGGUCCAUGGCAGGCUAUUUCUCUCUGGCACAAAAUCAGGUUUCCCCGGUUCUUAUCCGCAAGGAUAUACAGGUUCAGAUCGCCCAGCUAUUGGUCGAUCAAGUCACGCAAUCAUCCUUGGAUCACAAGAUAGAUGGAAACCUUGGUCUGUCUGACUAUGACGACGAGGCGUAUUCUCUUCAGACUCAGCUAGGUGAUGCGGCUUUUGUGGGUGGGAUGGAGCGACUGGACCUAAACGGCUUUGUCUCGCUGCAAGAUGCCAGCACACUUUCACCCCCUACAUCCAAUGGGCCUAACCCACGCCAGUCCUCUCAACGUAAGGAGGCUGGGAAGGGUACCAUAUUGAAAAUACCUCCACCGCACCUGCGCGUAUGCCGCGGUAAGGAUUUUUUAGAAACACUGCCUCCAGCGAUCUCCUUCUGGGAGACCUUCGGAUUAGAGCCCGCUCACGGCCAAAAGGAUAUAUUUGCCUAUUGCAUUCAUCCUCAUUUCGCCGCUGAAGCAGCCGAUGCAUUCUUGGAGCGGCUUGGCUUAGUCUACUCGGGCUGCAAUCUUGGUAGCCAUACGCGAGGAGAAAGAUCCAACUUUUUUGACCGUGGGUUGGGCUCCUGGGACAUCAGCCCAUCGGAAGAUUCCCGUUAUUUCGAAGUCAUGCAAUCCCUAAAGACCAUCUGCGGGGUACUUGGUUCUGCCUUCUUGAACACCCCGCCGAGCAAGGACAGCAACCUUGUGGUCUACAUCGUAAACCCUUUCACUCACGCCGCAGCAUUAGUCGAUAUAUGCUCCGCUUUCUGGUCUCUUUUCCAGAAAUACAUUGCGGACGCUGAUAAACAGCAGGCACGACAACUAAAUGAGCUUGUGCUCCAGAUCAUCCCCAUCGAUUUUGUCACAGCGACUGGGUCUUUAGUUGUUCCCCCACAGGCCGAUUACCUGAACCUGGCUCUUGAAGUGUACAGCCGAUGCCCGCCUAAAUCAACCCAGCCAAGCCUUAUAAACUGCGCACCGCCGGUACUACUUGCAGAACCCCUUCCACGGUCGAUUGGUUUCAAACUGUCUUCUGAGGGGUCUUCUCCGCUACAAGAGGGGAAAUGUCUGCACAUUGCCUGUUCCAGGAGCCUCGAUCAACGCUGGAUAAGCGUGGCUUGGUCCGAUAACUUUGGAGCACUUCAGCGAAAUAUGUCUUAUUGCCUUCGCUUCCGUAAUUCACUCAUGACGAGACCUCUUGUGGAAGUGCGCAGUGAGAUUUGGAAGGCAACAAGGGAUAUCAUGGACAGGAUCCAGGCGCGGUGGAGGGUCGUCAUUGUGAACACUGACCCUGUGGAUCAGGAAGAAGUUGACACAUGGUCAAAUUUUGCCGAUCAGUAUGGCAAAGCCAGGUCAAUAACGCUGGAUCUCGUCAUCUUGAGCGCAAAUACAACUCCUGAUCUAUACCUCGAGCCGCCUUUUCUACCGGUCCCGCUGAGCGUAUUCAAUCAACAGUCUUCUUCCACACCUGUCGCUACUCCGAACCUCGGCGGCAGUGUCUCUUCUCCAGACCAGUUGGGUAAUGCGCCCACACCACCCGGUGGCUUGGGAGUGCCCGCAAAUGCCUCUACGCCAACAGACGCGCUCCCGGAGAUUGAAUCGGAAUCCCUAAUUACAGACAUCUACGAUGAAACAUGGGGAGUGGUGCUCUCGCACCGUCUUAACAGCUCUCUGCAUCAAACGGAGUAUCGGCCCGCACUGGCUAGCGGAUAUCUCCUUCGCAGAAAAGGCUCCACUGAUGGAGAUGGGCUGUAUACCAUGAGUGUCAAUAUACUCCAUGCGCGGCGUUCCCCGUCUUCAUACGAUACCCUUCUACGGGAGAUUCUGGGCAUGUAUCGCGACUUGGCGACUCUGGCUCGGGCUAGGGGUACUCGCACUGUGCAGCAGGGCACACUCCCGUGGCAUGUUGCCACGGCGGUGAAAGCCCAGACUAUGCUGAGCUAUGCUCUGUGA
Aspergillus sclerotioniger CBS 115572 is the source of this 4455-nucleotide messenger RNA. RefSeq lists its product as uncharacterized. The coding region runs from base 1 to 4455 and encodes 1484 amino acids. The transcript has 5 exons. Gene Ontology annotation, cellular component: mediator complex. The record is from RefSeq and is a predicted model, not a curated record. Lineage: Eukaryota; Fungi; Ascomycota; Eurotiomycetes; Eurotiales; Aspergillaceae. Gene Ontology annotation, molecular function: transcription coregulator activity. Gene Ontology annotation, biological process: regulation of transcription by RNA polymerase II.